Medioppia subpectinata is the source of this 285-nucleotide messenger RNA. NCBI's taxonomy places the organism in Eukaryota, Metazoa, Arthropoda, Arachnida, Sarcoptiformes, Oppiidae. The record is from the annotation of a GenBank genome assembly.
AUGGUCAUGAUUCAAAUAGAGUGCAAAAAUAGUGACGGAAAGUGUAUCGGCAGUAGUAGUGGUGGUCAACAGAAUAAAGGGAUCGUAGCGAUGAAUGUCUCUCUCUUUCUCAUUCUUCCGAUUCUAUUGCCGUUACUUUUGGUGCAGACAUUGUUGAAGACAUCGUCGUUGAGGACAACCGCCGAUGAAAGCAGUUAUGAUAUGAUUGAUAAAGAGUUGGACAAAGAAGUGGACAAAAAAUUCUUCCGAUUCUAUUGCCGUUACUUUUGGUGCAGACAUUGUUGA